AUGCAGCCCCUCGACGUGAAUCCCCCGCGGGUCGAUUCCACGCCUCCGCCCUACUUCCCUUCCUCGUCUCCCUCCACCCUGGGCCCGUCCGGCGCGCCCGACAAAGACGUGGCGACCUCAUCGCCCGCCUCAACCAUCGUCCCGCCCUCCCCGGCCUCCUCGGCCGCACACACCCCCACCAGCAGCACCGAUGCCGGCCACGCGACCACCUCCGCCCUACACCCGCGCGUGGCCGUCAUCCUCGGCGUCGACCGCAAGUGGUACUUGCCGCUAAUCAUCUGUCGCGCGCUGAGCACCGCUCCGGCCGCGUGGUGGGGGCUGCGGUGCGCGUUCACCUUCCUGGCGGAGCUGCUGCACAUCCGUCCAGGCAUCGGAGGCGAGGGGUGGGCGGCGGCGAUUGUUGGCAGCGUCGGACAACACUGGGAUGUCGAGAGGAGGUUUCGAGUGACGGAGGUGGCUUUGGCGAUUAUGUGGUGCUGUGCAUCCGCAUAUCUUUCGUAUUUUUUUGCUGAUUGUAUGAUGUCUCGAUGGCUUCUGAAUUAUACCCCACCGGCGGUGGUCAUUCGUCUGCUGACCACCAACGGCCUGAUUGCAUAUAUGACUUCUUGGGUUCUCUAUCUUUCUGGUGCUUCUUCCGAUCCACGACUUCUGCUUCCUGCGUGGAUAUCCAUUACAACCACUUUGACCUUCCUCUACCACGCAACGCAAAACCAUGCAAUGAUCAAACGGGAAACCGCGGCUGCGCUGCUGGUAGUCGCCAUCGCGAGUUUCGUCAGCAUGUCCUCGUUGCUGCUGCAGUUGCAUUUGACCCGCGAGAAUGAGCCGGAGGUGCCGGUGUUUGUGAUCACUCGCAAGCUGUGGGAUUGGGCUGUCGCGAUAUUCCUGCGCAUGCGUGUGGCGGAUGAUCGAGCGGGGAUGGGUGAGUUGUAG
Messenger RNA from Aspergillus terreus NIH2624, 930 nucleotides. RefSeq lists its product as uncharacterized. The transcript has 5 exons. Gene Ontology annotation, biological process: cellular response to oxidative stress; protein N-linked glycosylation. The record is from RefSeq and is a predicted model, not a curated record. The coding region runs from base 1 to 930 and encodes 309 amino acids. Gene Ontology annotation, cellular component: endoplasmic reticulum membrane. Lineage: Eukaryota; Fungi; Ascomycota; Eurotiomycetes; Eurotiales; Aspergillaceae.